Messenger RNA from Schistosoma turkestanicum, 734 nucleotides. Lineage: Eukaryota; Metazoa; Platyhelminthes; Trematoda; Strigeidida; Schistosomatidae. The record is from the annotation of a GenBank genome assembly.
CUUAUUGUUAAUGAUCUAUCUAUACAGCAUCUAUCCAAACCAAUUCAUUCAAAUCAAUCAUUAAUGGAUGCACGUAAUUUAGCCACUGUGAUUGCACCAAACUUAAUGCGUUCAUCAAAUAGUAAAGAUCCACGUGAAUUAUUACAAAAUGUUCGACCGCAAACAUUAUUCAUUCGUUUAUUAAUCAGUUAUUUGGAUAUUGAAGUUGAAUUGAAAUAUUUGAAAGAAGAAGAGGAUUGUGAUGAAGAAGAAGAAGAGCAAGAGACAUGUAAUGUGAAUGUUGGCGAUAGAGGUGAAGAUUGUGAAUUGAAAGAGAAAUCUGUCACCGACUCAAAUGUCGAUGGUGUGGAUGAUGAAGUUAAAUUGAUUCGGUUUAAUGAUAAUAGUAAUAAUAAUAAUAUCGUAUCAUGUAAUCAGGAUAAAUUGUCGUUAUCAUCCAACGGUUAUGUGUAUCUGUCGUCACCGGUACGAGUUCGACUCGGUCCAGACAAUGGUUUCAUACCUAUUUGAAAUGUGAUUUGAUUGUUUUAUCUACAUUUUUUGUUUUGAUAUGUAUUCAUCAUGCGUACAUGUACAUAUAAAUAAAUAUACUCAUAUGCAUAUACAUAUAUACGUAUGUAUGCGUCUAUUUGUUUCUCCAUGAAACGAUGCAAUCAUUGAUCUGAUUAAUACUUUCAUAUAUACAUAUAUAUAUAUAUCUGUAUAUUCAGUCUUUUGGUUUCAUAUACAGUCAG